AUGAGCGCGCAAUUCAUCGAUGCGUUGAUGCAGCUAGUCGAUCGGGUAGACUAUGGCCCUCGGACGUACGACCUGCAGAAGAUCAAGGCCCGCAUACCGUACAGCAAGGACCGAUACGUGCUGGGCGCGUUCUCAUGGGCGCGUGUAAUGAAUUACGAGGCACCAGCACUGGUGUUUGUUGGCUCGUGUGAUUUGGUGGCAGGGCUCCCCAUACACGUCGACCACGGGCGUGUGAUUUCGUACCUGCCCCCGUGCGCGAAGACGGCCUUCAAGAUUUGGGUGGUAUUUUCUCCGGCUUCUAAGACGACCACAUCCUUCAACUACGGGAACAAGGAGGACUCCUUGAAUAGGAUGCUACGUACGCCUGGAAGCUCCGUGCUUAUCCAACGACCCGGCGAUGUCGUGUGCUUGAAUAACCUGGUGUUUCACUCGGUACUUCUCGUCUACCAGAAGGGCACUGCUGAAGAAGACAAAUGGGGCGGUAUUUUUGGCGAGGUUGUGGUUUGUGAAGUGGACCGCGUUGCGUCGUUUCGAUAUGCAACCAAGCUAGCAUCAGGUAGCAAAAAGGAUUCUGUUGGAUCGUGGGAGUCUCUGCUAACAGCGUACUAUACGAUGGAGGGACGUGUGUGUGACCAGGCAAACUUCGAGCGUGAGAAGAAGCUUUUCUACAAAAAGUUGAAGCUACCAGCAAAGUUGGAGAAAGCUCGUCUAGGUGCGAACGCGAAGAAAAAAAAGAAGCGGAAACUUAAUGAGAAGCUAGCUGCCGUACGGGCUGCAAGCACCAAAAGUGACUGCAGUACACUUUGCUCCUAA
This is a messenger RNA of Phytophthora infestans T30-4, 813 nucleotides long. RefSeq lists its product as uncharacterized. The record is from RefSeq and is a predicted model, not a curated record. Bases 1 to 813 code for a protein of 270 amino acids. The transcript is spliced from 2 exons. Lineage: Eukaryota; Oomycota; Peronosporomycetes; Peronosporales; Peronosporaceae.